AUGGAAUGGAAUCGCCCAUUGCAAAAUGCAUUUCAUUCCCUCAAAAUCAUUUCAUCCAUCUCCCAUGUUUUUUUCCAUUCCAUUCCCUCUUCACCCUUCAUUGACAACACCAUAACCCGCUACCGUUGCCACCAUCCACCAACACUGUCAUCCGCCACCAUCACCCACCUGUGCCGCCACCUGCCACCGCCGUCACCUGCCACCGUCGUCACCCGCCACCGUCAUUGCCACCACCCACCUCCAUCCCCGCCACCGUCGUCGCCGCCAUCCACCAUCACCGUUCCCACCUCCGAUUACCGCUACCACCUACCUUCGAUCAUCGUCGCCACCAUCGCCGCUGCCACCUCCGAUCACCGCCGCCAUCGCCACCCACCUCCGCCAUCGUUAUCAACCACCACUACCCAUCGCCACCACCGCUACCACGUGCCACCACCGUCGCCACCGCUACCACCUCUAACCAUUGCCGCCACCCACCUUCGCCGUCACCCACCACCACCACCACCGCUGUCACUACCCGUCGCCGUCUCCACCCACCACCAUCGCCGCCGCUACAACUGCCUCCUAUCACCACCCACCAUCGCCGCCCAUCAUUGA
Messenger RNA from Helianthus annuus (common sunflower), 594 nucleotides. Its product is annotated as formin-like protein 14. The transcript has a single exon. Lineage: Eukaryota; Viridiplantae; Streptophyta; Magnoliopsida; Asterales; Asteraceae. The record is from RefSeq and is a predicted model, not a curated record. Bases 1 to 594 code for a protein of 197 amino acids.